GCUGGAACCCAAGAUUUGAUAGCCCGUGGCUUACGUAUCUAGAAUUUGGCCAACGCUCAACAUGGUCACGUAUAUUUCUCGAGACAACAAUCUCAAUGAUGGUCGAAUCAUAGUGUCCGGGUCGAAUCUGAAUCCAAUACUCCAAAUGAUCUCCUGGUUACUCAUGUCAAUUAUGUCUCUUAUGCUCUGCUUCAGGCAAUUAACUCGAUGUUUCAUCAAGGCAGGCAUACCCUUCUCUUGGGAAGACUUGCUAGUCCUAAUAUCAUUUAACUGAAAGAAGGAAACAAGGUUGGACUCGCACGGGAUCUUCUUUUUACCCUUAGUCUUGGGUUUUCCAAGCUAUCCGUUUACUUAAAUCUGA
Hypoxylon trugodes is the source of this 361-nucleotide messenger RNA. RefSeq lists its product as uncharacterized. Lineage: Eukaryota; Fungi; Ascomycota; Sordariomycetes; Xylariales; Hypoxylaceae. The transcript has 3 exons. The coding region runs from base 62 to 274 and encodes 70 amino acids. The record is from RefSeq and is a predicted model, not a curated record.